AUGUCAGACGCCAUCAGAGGUAUGGUCCUGCUCCGACAGGCUGGCAUAUCAGUGAGCAUCUCCGAACAGGGGUGGGGCAUCCCCAUCCCCAAGUCGGUCGGCACCGACUACCGGUACGAGGUGGUGGCGGGAUUUAACGAUGACUCGUCGCGGCUGGGGCUGAAGCCGAUAUCGAUCGAGCAGCCGGCGGGGCCAAGCUUCGAGGUGGAGGAGGGGGGGCACAUGGUGCGGUGGGCCGAGUGGGAGUUCCACCUCAAGGCGAACGCGCGGGCCGGGGUGGUGGUGUCACGAGUUCGGGCGAGGGACCCGGACACCGGAGAGUGGCGGGGCGUCAUGCACAAGGGCUUCGUGUCGGAGCUCUUCGUGCCAUACAUGGACCCGACUGACGCUUGGUACUUCAAGACCUACAUGGACGCCGGCGAGUACGGGUUCGGCCUGCAGGCGAUGCCGCUCGUGCCGCUCAACGACUGCCCCCGGAACGCGCACUACAUGGAUGGCGUGUUCGCUGCCGCCGACGGCCGGCCCUACGUCAGGGAGAACAUGGUAUGCAUCUUCGAGCGGUAUGCGGGCGACAUCGCGUGGCACCACUCCGAGAGUCCGAUCACUGGCAUGGAUAUACGGGAGGCGAGGCCGAAGGUGACGCUCAUGGCGAGGAUGGCAACGUCAGUGGCGAACUACGACUACAUCAUCGACUGGGAGUUCCAAACAGAUGGGCUGAUCCGUGUCAAGGUUUGCGUUCAUGCACUCAGAUCUUUUUGCUCAUUUGUUCCUUUCUUCCCUCUGUUCUUCUUCUUUACGUUAGCAAGUGGCAACGUAAUUCGUCUGACAUAGGACAUAGGACAUGUUGAUGGCAGGAGCCAACGACAUAAGUUGACUGCAUCCAACGCUUCUAGCCCGCAAUUGUUGGAUUUCACUAAUGCAAAAAAUCUUAGGCUUCCUGUCCUCGUCAUCUGACUGCAUCCAUCCCUUGCCAGGAAGAUUACCCGAUCAUGCCGACCGUGUCCGCCAGCUUCGACCUCAAGCCGGUGAACUUCUUCGAGAGCAAUCCGAUCCUGAGCGCGCCGCCAAACUUCGAGAAGGACCUCCCCGUGUGCGUGGCCGCAGCAGCAUCCGCCUGAGGGCGCUCGUGCUUCCGGGGUGGGCGGUGGAGUGUUACGUGUAUAGGGCGCUCUGUAUUGUGUGCUUGAUGGAAUGGAACAGCGGGUGUUGGGAUAUCCAUGUCCACAAAACCUUCUCAUGGCCUGUACUAUUAAGCUGCUCUUCUGUCGCAUGGCAUGUUCCUCCUU
This is a messenger RNA of Musa acuminata AAA Group (dessert banana), 1286 nucleotides long. Its product is annotated as amine oxidase [copper-containing] gamma 1-like. Gene Ontology annotation, biological process: amine metabolic process. NCBI's taxonomy places the organism in Eukaryota, Viridiplantae, Streptophyta, Magnoliopsida, Zingiberales, Musaceae. The record is from RefSeq and is a predicted model, not a curated record. The transcript has 3 exons. Gene Ontology annotation, molecular function: copper ion binding; primary methylamine oxidase activity; quinone binding. The coding region runs from base 1 to 831 and encodes 276 amino acids.